CCCACGGCGCGUAAACGUGCAGGGAGUCUGGCUACGCUGUUAGAUGCUUUGCCAGCUUCAGUUUUCCUUGGCAUUUGCCCUGUGUAUUCGAAGUAUCGAAUAAUUUGUGGACACCUAGUUAUAGCCUAUUUAGUAGAAACGCAGUUUUACUUCGCGUAUUUGCUCUAAAUGUCGACGGUAACGGCGAGCUCCAAAGAAGACGUAACAAUGGUCCAGACUCCAGAGAAGACAAAAGAUGGGCACGGGCAAGAGCCAAAUGGCAAAGCAGAAGAGGGGGAUGAAAGCAUCACAACACCCGGAACGAAGCGCAAAUCCGGUAGCUCACAAGGUAGUGCCCGCAAGAAGCAGAAGAAGAACAAUUUCGCCAAGAUGGUGCAACCGAAAAAUGCGCUCAUGCAGCUGAAUGAGCUCAAGCCAGGCCUGAAGUAUUCUGUAGACUCCCAGGAAGGUCCCGCCCACCAGCCCAGCUUUGUCGUCUCCGUGGAGGUCGACGGCCAGCGUUUCACGGGUCGUGGCCAGUCAAAGCAGUUGGCGAAACACGCGGCGGCACAGGCCGCCUUGAAGUCUUUCGUGCAGUUCCGCAACGUGCCAGAAGCCUACUGGGCAAUGAGCCGCACGAUGGUCCAGUCCGGGGACUUCACCAGCGACGACGUUGAGCAAGACGACAGCAGUGGCAUCUUCAGUGGGUUCACUGCGGAAAACCCCAUUGAAGAAUUUCACCGAGACCAACUGAAGCGUUUUUCGGGUGGCAAGGACGGGGACGCAGAGAAGAAAGCUUCGAAAGCGGCCGAAGAAGCGGACAAGAAGAAUCCAGUGAUGCUGCUCAAUGAGCUGCAGCCAGGCCUGGAGUAUACGCUCGUGUCAGAGAAUGCGGCAGUGCCCACACAGCGUUUCACCAUGGCAGUUACGACGAGCAACGGCGAUGUUUACGAAGGAUGCGGUUCCAACAAGAGGCUGGCCAAGGCGGCGGCAGCACGCGCAGCGCUGCUCAAGCUGUACAACAUCAUGGCCCAUCCCUCAGGAGCACUCAAACGCGACGAGAAAGGUCCGGUCGUGGAUACCCUGCCCCAGGCACUGGCUGAUCGACUUGGCAACACGGUCAACGAGGCACUGCAGAAGGUGAUGGCCGACCGGGCGGAGAGUGCCAAGUGGAAGGUACUGGCAGGCAUCAUCAUGACCGUACCGUCGCAGGAGGCAGACAAAGAGGACGACGUGAAGGUUUUAACGGUGGCCACUGGCACAAAGUGCAUCAACGGCGAGUACAUCAGCAUGAACGGGGCAGUGCUGCAGGACUGCCACGCCGAGGUUGUGUCCCGGCGUUGUUUCAAAGACUUCCUGUACGGACAGCUCGAGCUCUGGAAGAAUGGCAAGGAGGAUGAAUCCAUCCUCGAGCAAAGGCCAGACAAAAAGGGAUUCCGCGUCAAGCCAGACAUCAAGUUCCAUUUGUACAUAAGUACAUCGCCCUGUGGAGAUGGUCGCAUUUUCUCCCCUCACGAGUUGAUGGCCGAUUCUGCGUCUCUGAAUGCGGACAAACAUCCGAAUCGUCGGGUGCGAGGGCUGCUCAGAACAAAGAUUGAAGCUGGUGAAGGGACCAUUCCACUCAGGUUGGGCCCUGUGCUGCAGACCUGGGACGGAGUGCUGCACGGUCAGCAGCGGCUGCUCACCAUGUCGUGCUCAGACAAGCUGGCCCGCUGGAACGUGCUGGGCUUGCAGGGCUCACUCCUCUCGCUCUUCAUUGAGCCCGUCUACCUGGAGAGUGUGGUGCUGGGAUCUCUGUACCACCCGUGGCACAUGCAGCGUGCCAUGUGGGGCCGCCUCGAAGGAAGUCUGCACUUGGAUGCCGAGAGCCCCUUCCAGCUUCACCGGCCUAGGCUGGGCGCCAUCUCCAGCCCCGAGUCCCGACAGGUAAACAAGUCUCCAAACUUCAGCAUCAACUGGACAGCUGGCUGUGAGGGCCCUGAAGUGGUCAAUGCGAGCACAGGCAAGACGGAGGAAGGUCAGGUGUCGCGCCUCUCCAAGCGCACGCUCUUUGACCGCUUUUGCCACUUGUGGGGCCAAGUGCCCUCCAUCGAACAUCAGGACCCCAGCCAGAAGCCCCGGCUCUAUGCAGAAGCCAAGAAGUCUGCUGGCUUGUACCAGGAGGCCAAGACACGUGUGACCGAGGCCUUCAGCGCCGCUGGCCUCGGCACUUGGGUCUCCAAACCCAUCGAGGCCGAUGAGUUUGAGCUCGACUUUUAAGCAGCAAUCGACGGUCUGCUAAGCAGUUGUCUCACUAGGAGCGAAAACGCUGAGCGUUUUCUCACACUCCCUCUCCCUUUCGGUUACAGUGGCCAUUUUGUCACCGUUAUUCAUUUUUCUGAACUCGUCGUACCACAGACUUGCUUCCUCUGCUUUGGUUUUAUCAUGGUAGUUUGUGUCUUUCCCUAGUCUGUCUCUCUCCAGCGUUUUCUGAAACAUUUUUUUCCCCCAUUAUUUCAAUCUUUUUCAUCACAAUUUUAUUGUGGAGGCAGGUCUGACGGUUACGGCUAGAAGCAUCCAUAGCUCGUAUCGUUUACUUGCGGGAAAGGUUAGUGCACAUUUGCUAGUGGCAAGCGCUUUUUGAUAUGAGCAUGUGCCAAUGGCUGCACCCGUAGUGCACGAAAGGACGCCUCUGAAAGAGUGAAUCACUAAACACAAUCCCUGGUCAUUCGAUUAAUAAACACCUUUUUUUUUUUUUUUUUUUUUUUUUUACUGUUCAGUUCCAUCGUUCGACUUUUCUUUUUUCUUGCCUGCGACUUUUCAGGUGCCACAUGUCACACAUUUCAAACCACUGUUCUCACGUUUUAUGUAGGCUUGUAAGGCAGUGUCAUCCAUCGUCACUCUCGCCUCACAGCGAUGCAUUCGGUGUUUUCAAAACCGAGUUACAUUACUUUCAGAUUGUCAUCAAACAUAACUCUACACAAGUGGCAUUGAGGCCAGUAACCUCUUGUAGAAAACUAGAUGGCAGUAAUCACACAAAAUCGAAGUCUUCGCGGCUGUUUUCUCAUUCUCGACUUUGGCUAGGACCCGCACUGCACUUGCUGUGCAAGUUUCCUGCAACCGCUUUUCAUCUUUGAAAUCUUAGUGCCUCGCUAUGCACGAGACCACACUGAGGGAAAAAAAAAUAAAUUUACAUACUUGCACGCGGAACCCUCACAAAUUAAGUUUUCAGUAAUUUUAAGGACAAGACUUUGUUAAGUUUGUUUAUUUUAUGCAGUCAUCAGUAACAACAUUACUGUAAACUUUUGCACCUUCAUGAAAGCUUUACACAGUGUCAGAACCUUGGGAAGCUUGUUUUUUUUUUUUCUCAUUUCCUUUCAUUUUGCCAGCACUGAUUAAAUCAUUCCAUUCGUUACUCCAAGAAACUAAAAGGGUGUGAGGGGGCAACAGUUGGCACUUUUGCAGUGUUUUAUUAGACUUCGCGCCUGGCCUAACCCUCAUUGCCACUUCCGUGGUAUGAAAGCAGCAGAUAUGCACACUUGGAACAGCAGCACUGUUUACAAUGCUGUUUAAAGGAGCACUGACAUAAAAAUUUUUGGCACGUUUCUGGGAGCCUGUUAGUUCUAAUACAGCACAACUAUGUCACUUCCGGGCAGCCUGCAUAGUCUGCUUGCAUUCUUUUGCCUGAUGCAUGUGCUGCAUGAUGUCGUCGUCAUCUGUGGCAGCAAUUUUCUUGAAGCUUUCCACACGUCCGCUAUGGGCACGGACUUGCAAGCAGCCACCGAAUAGUGGUCAUUUGGCACAAGCAUGGCGGAAGGGCAAAAGUGACCAUGACAUCAUCACUACCAGCUGCACCAACUCCGAGCUCAACUGCAUUGGUGUCUUCAUGAAAGUUGGGGGUCCCCUUCAGGUCCCCUAAUGAAAUUUCAAUGUCACGAGGUGCAGCGUGUAGUGCUCAGUUGCACACACAAGCUUCUAUAUUCAUUUGAAUUAUCUUCCAAGCUAUAUUCACUGUUAAGGUUCUGUACAGGUCAUACUAUCUCAGCAGUGAAAUCUUCUGUCAGUGCCCCUUUAAAACAUUUCUUUAGUCUGAACGAAUCAUAAGCACUCCUGUGUUGUGCAGGCAUUCUUGUAAAGGAGUAAGGGGAGAGAAAGAAAGAGCAAGCGCUUUCAUAGGGAUUGUGUCACUGCCAAUGGCUCUUUAUAUCAACUACAAAGUAAGCAUAUUUCACUGAAGCGAAUAGAUAGUUAAAUGUGGAGUUGAAGAGGUUAGCACUGCUACUCUCCUUGACUGCUGUUUUUCCUAAGUGGUAAUAUGAACACGAGGUUAAAAUGGUCCGUUUUUAAAAGGGUCUUUCUCCUUAUGCUAUCUAUGGUGUGUGUUGUGUAUUCUGUGGAUUUAAGAUGUUUACCAUUAUUGUGUGCAGUUCGUGAAGGCUCUGAAAUGCGUAACAGUGCUAAGUCAAUAUUGGAGUGUUAACUGCUGGAGUCUUUGAUUCUUUUGAUACACAUCUGUAGCAACUGGUCAUCACUUGAUCUAGUUGUGUUCCCCCAAGCCUUUUCUAUAUUUUUCAUACAGGAAGUGUGGAAUAUAUCUUCGUUGUCAUUUCAUUAUGGUGUUUUUUUUUACUUUUCGGCUGCUUACAUUUGCUAUAGUACAGGCUGGUGGGGUUUUGAAACAGUUGUCUGUUCUGGUUUUGGUUUGAUUCUGCUCGGAGGGAUUGCAUUGUGGAUCUGCUCCUGAACAAAAAAAAGAUUGUCUGAUUUUUUUUUUUUUGUGCACAAAAAUUCAGAGAUAAAAACUGAAUGUAUAUUUUGUCCAAAAAUGGAUUGUUAAGGAGGUUCAGCAAGAUUACAUGUGUUGCAACAUCUGAAGCAACUCUUCGUGGCAAAGGCAGUAUGACAAAAAAUGCCUCAAUGCACUGAACAUCACCUGGGAAAUCAUACAUCAAAUCUACUGUGUGAUAUGAGUAACCUUUGUUUGCGUAAAUGUAAUUUUUUAUUGCCUAGGUUGGCCAUGCCUUGCUAACCUCUAUGGCUGAUGCACAAAGGGCUACUUGAGCAAGUGUACAGUUGCGGUUGCCUUCUUCUGCAUGCAAGCAUUUCUACUGGGCUUUGAUGUAAUGCUUAAAGAAUUAUUCGCUAGUACACCAAACGGCACACCUGGAUUAGCAUUGGUCUGCCCAAAGGAUGUGCAAAUGCUGGUGUUGCCCAACAUUAGUAUUGUUUCAGAAUUCCAACCUUGCUGUUGAAUCGAAAACUGAUUACGGAACAUCUUUCUUUUUUUUUCACUCCAAAGCAAAGCACAUGGCAGUGUGUUUUGUUCCAGUCAUAAUCACCAUUUUAUUUUAACCAACUUUUCAUUUUUGGUUUUCAUUACAUUUCCGCCAUGCCGGACAGUUGUGAAAGGCAAACAGCCUUAUGAAUAUACAGGCUUCUUCCAUUAUAAAUGCGUACAGUAAGGUGAGGCAUAUAAGACUCCUCAUUUGAAGGCAGGGCUUGCCCUAAUAAAAUUGAAACUGACUGCAGUGACGGGGCCAGUCACUUUUAACAACUGAUGACAGCAGCCAAUGUGCAACCUACAUAUGCACCCUAAUAAACGGGCUCUACGUUCACUUUUCAUUGCGCUAAGCCAGAGCAUUGCAUCCACGACCAGACAAUUGAAGAUUUGAAAUGGAGUCUCAAUUUUUUUUUUUUUUUCUCAUUGACAGAAUCGCAGAAGCGCAUCCUAUCCCUACGUUAUGCGCCUCGCUUUUUCAAGUGACACUGUUGAACCACAGACUCCUAAAGCAUGCUGUUUCGCUGUUAGAGUUCGGAUCAGCCAAUUUGGGUGGGUAGGGAUAUCGCAGGCGCUGUAUGACAGUGCCCAUCACGGCAUUGGUGCUGCUAAAAUGACUGGCCCCGUUAUCGUAGCGAGUACCAAUGAAACUUUAGAAAACAAGUCCGCAGUACAAUGAUGCUCUUCUCUCAUGCUUGUACUCAUGGUCUUCACAUUUAUAGCCUCCGUAUUAAAAACAAACAUACCUAAAGUAGCAUAGGCACCUCUCUCUCUCUCAGCAUUUUCCCGCCAUUAUCAACAGUUGGGAAAACAUUCUUUUUCAGGAGAAUUUUUAUGUAACUAGAGUUGCUUUUUUGCUGCGUCCUGUUAAGGGUAUCUCCUUUAUUGAGAAUUGUUUAUACGUUACGCUCCCCUUGUCAUCUGCACGAUGCAGUGUGUGUAAAAAAGCAUCACACUAUGGGCUUUGUAGUGUUUGCAUUGGGCACAGAUUGGAGUAUACCUGUUGUUCUUGAGUGUGUGGUUUUUGACCAGUCAUUAUGACAAAGUGUCUUGACCUUGCACUUUUGUGUACAUAAAGAUGGGCUCAACGUUUUCUUUCUUCCACCCCAUGUUCUUGAAUACGACUGUACAUAUGUACUGCUAAAAUUGUGUGUGAAAUUCCAUCGUAGUGUGCUUGCCUGCGUUAUUACAAUUGGUUGCAUGGGUUUAAAUGUUUGACAGGCAAUUUUAUAACUUGAGGAAACGUUUCAUCGCAGCAGUAAACUUGUUAACUCGCAAAGCUGUGAACUGUGGCGCUGGUACCACACGUGCACACUGAAUGAUUUCCUGGUCUGCCUCAUUCUGAAGAUAUUGGGAAUGCUUGGCUGUACUCAUGCUGUAAGAUCCACUUUAUCACAGUAGACACGAUAAAGUUUCUUCAAGUCAUCUGA
Rhipicephalus sanguineus (brown dog tick) is the source of this 6666-nucleotide messenger RNA. It is a transcript of the gene Adar, whose product is annotated as double-stranded RNA-specific editase 1-like. Gene Ontology annotation, molecular function: tRNA-specific adenosine deaminase activity; double-stranded RNA binding; double-stranded RNA adenosine deaminase activity. Gene Ontology annotation, cellular component: cytoplasm; nucleolus. Gene Ontology annotation, biological process: adenosine to inosine editing; RNA processing. The record is from RefSeq and is a predicted model, not a curated record. Lineage: Eukaryota; Metazoa; Arthropoda; Arachnida; Ixodida; Ixodidae.